AUGUCCGAGUCGUCUAACCCUCCGGUCAUUCCUACAGCCCCUGCUGGCACAAUAUGGGUCGCAGCAGUUGGCCCACCUCUAAACUUUCUCAUGAUUGCGUCUACUAUGGGCGCAGCGCUAGUGACGAUGUUUAUGGCCCUGUUCUUCUUUUCAACGCCUGCUCUACGAAGGAAACCUAUAUUUAUCCUAAACAUCCUAUCGCUUCUUAUUGGGCUGACGUACGCAGGCCUCAAUAUUUACGAACAGUCCACAGUACCCUUGGAUCCAAAGGCCUCCAUCGCCAUAGGGACUAUCGACGGUUUGACGCCAACGCCCAUCGACGCCAUUCUUCUUCUGCGACUAUACGCUGUUUAUCCUUACAAUCGCACUCCCCGGCUCAAGUUCUUGAUCAUCCUGGGCGUCCCAGUCAUAGUCAAGAUCGGUCGCAUUAUCAAUGCAGCUUUCUUUCUCAGCAAUUACGCCCGUACGAUUCACGAAACAACAACUAUUAGUGGGGCUGGUUCCAUCCUGGUCACCCUAACGUUUCCGUCUAUCAAGAUCGAAUGGUCACUGCAGAUAUUUGAUGAUGUAUGGUCCUCAGUAAUAUUCUUAGGGCACAUAUAUAAACGGGGUGCUUACAGAAGAGACCGCACGGUGUCACAAACCGUCCGAGCCCUUUUCUGGAUAUCCGCUACGAAUUUCGUCUUCCCGGUAAUGCUCAGCGUUGUGCAGUUGGUGGUCUACUUCGCAAGGCCCGACAACUAUCUCAUAGCCUUAUAUGUCGCUCAAGUCAACUUCUACUUCACCAUCAUGGGCGUCGUGUUCGCUACUCUCUGGGUCGCGGAAGGGCGGUGGAAGAAGGAUCAUCUGAGUCAGACUCCGUCCGAAUCAUACCACACAGCAACGCAGCUAGCGUCCGAUCCUUUCCAGUCGAUCCAGAGACCAUCACCGUACGGGAAGACAGCAUUGUCGUUCGCGCCGACAGGGCCCGCGAUGGGCAUCAAUAUAUCUCGCUCGACAGAGAUAUACCCGCAGUCGAGCAAUGGUUCUGACAUUGCGUCCACGAAGGUACAAACAGGCUCGUCGGCAUAUGAAUUGGUUGAGAGAACCAUCGAGGCGUGA
Molecule: messenger RNA, 1101 nt
Organism: Stereum hirsutum FP-91666 SS1
Lineage: Eukaryota; Fungi; Basidiomycota; Agaricomycetes; Russulales; Stereaceae
Exons: 4
Coding region: 1-1101 (366 amino acids)
Source: RefSeq, a predicted model, not a curated record